AUGGACUACCGCCGCCCUCUUAACGAGUCGGCUGACAACCCGAAAGUGCAUAUUGCGUUGGUGAUGAAGCCGGGCGCAAACCGUACGGCUGACGACCCGUCCUCUUAUGCCGAGUCGCCUCUCCUCAUCAACCCGGGCGGUCCCGGCGGCAGCGGAGCACUGUUCACGGCAGGUGGUGGUCGGAUGCUGCAAGAGAUUGUGGGCAGCCAGCACGACAUCCUCGGUUUCGACCCACGAGGUGUAGGGGCAACUACGCCCAAAGCCGAUUGCUUUAGUUCACCCGAUGAUUCGUACGGUCUUGAUGGACGCAAUAUCGCGUAUAUGAACCGGCUCAAUUGGCUCGCGACUGGUCAUGACGUCGGCGUUGUCAAUUCCAGUAACGUCGCAUUCAGCAAGAUUGACGCACGAUCGAAGGCAGUAGCAAAGCUGUGUAAGCGGUUGGACGACCAUGAAGGCGACAACAGCGUAUUCCGCUAUUCCAAUACUCCGAACGUUGCACGCGACAUGCUUUCUAUCAUCCAAGCCUGGGACGAAUGGAGAAUGUCCUCGGUAACCCACACAGCUAAUGCAAAGCAACAACCGAAAGGCCCAGGCCCCUCAAAACCCCAAACGAGCCCCGAACUAAAGGCCAAGGAGAGCUCCCGAGGGAAACUUGUUUACUGGGGUUUCUCCUAA
Molecule: messenger RNA, 675 nt
Organism: Anthostomella pinea
Lineage: Eukaryota; Fungi; Ascomycota; Sordariomycetes; Xylariales; Xylariaceae
Source: the annotation of a GenBank genome assembly